Messenger RNA from Ipomoea nil (Japanese morning glory), 717 nucleotides. Its product is annotated as AT-rich interactive domain-containing protein 1-like. The record is from RefSeq and is a predicted model, not a curated record. The transcript has a single exon. Lineage: Eukaryota; Viridiplantae; Streptophyta; Magnoliopsida; Solanales; Convolvulaceae. Bases 1 to 717 code for a protein of 238 amino acids.
AUGGUGAAGGGCAAAGUCCGCAAGGAAGCGUCAAAGGAGCCAAGAAAAUGGGUGGAUUACAUCCAGGAUGAGAGUGAGAAGAAGGCAGUUCCAAUAUUAGCCGGCCGGUUUCAGGCGGAGUUGCCGGAGUGGAUUGGUCCACCCAAGAAAGGUGAUCAAGAAACAGAAUUAAAAUGGUUGGGUACGCAGAUAUGGCCAAUCAAGAAUGAGUCGUCUGAUACAACUACAGAAGAAGAAGAAGAAGAAGAAGAUGAUGUGGGAAUUAUUGGAAAAGGGAGAGCUGAAGAGUUGUGCGACUGCGAGUCUCGUGGAUCUGUUGAAUGUGUUAGAAGGCAUGUAAAUGAUGAAAGGAUAAAGCUGCAGUCUGAACUGGGAUCGGCGUUUUGGGAAUGGAAUUUUGAUGGGAUGGGAGAAGAAGUUUCGAAUCAAUGGACUCUAGAGGAGCAGAAUAAGUUUGAGUCAAUCGUGAAAAUGAAGCCAUUAUUAUUAUCUCAAGGUGGAAAAGGGUUUUUGAAGGCUGCCAUGGCCGCUUUGCCCUCCCACAACACCCAAAGCAUCAUCAGUUACUACUUCAAUGUUUAUCUGCCACGGAGAAUCGCCCAGGAAACCAGGAGGUCAGAUAAUAAAACGGCCAAUAAUACCGACGACGAGGAUGAGACUAAGGAGGCAACAAAUUCCAAGACUAGUCGUCGGAAGAAAAGGCGUAUCAUAUCUUGA